Messenger RNA from Bradysia coprophila, 3013 nucleotides. It is a transcript of the gene cdc14, whose product is annotated as cell division cycle protein 14. The record is from RefSeq and is a predicted model, not a curated record. NCBI's taxonomy places the organism in Eukaryota, Metazoa, Arthropoda, Insecta, Diptera, Sciaridae. Gene Ontology annotation, biological process: protein dephosphorylation.
GUUCAUUUUAUUAAACGAAAAAGUAUAAACAGAUUUUGUGCAGAAAAUAAAUUGAAAUUGUUAAAUGUUUGAGUGAAAAGUUAUGCUGUAGAAAUAUGGAAAAUUUAUCACUUACUCAAUAUUAUUGAUAAAUUAUUGAGGCGAAGGAAAAAAAUGAAAUAAACUUUGGAAAAACUGUGAACAUUACGUAUGGACGAACUAAAUGAGUACUUGGCUGCGGCUUCAGAGAUACAGAGAAACCGAUUAUAUUUUGUCACGUUCAAGAACAACUAUCGACCUCACAACACAUCGAACACUCUUUACUUUACCAUUGAUGAGGAAUUCCACUAUGAAAACUUCUUCCAUGACUUCGGACCGUUGGACAUUUGUAUGCUGUACUAUUACUGUAACAGGUUAAACGAAUUUUUGGCCGAUCGCAGUCACGCAAAGAAAAAAAUUAUUCACUACACAUCGUCGACCGAGGAGAAGCGACUCAAUGCAGCCUAUUUAAUCGGUUCUUUUGCGAUCGUCUACUUGAAUCGUACUCCAGAUGAGGUGUAUAGACUGUUGACCGUUGGAAAAAUUCCGCCAUACAUUCGAUUCUGUGAUGCUUCGUCCAUUUCAUCCACGUACAAAAUAUCGUUGCUGGAUUGUCUCAAUGCCGUUUACAAAGGAAUGAAAGCCGGUUUCUUCAACUUCGAUGACUUUGACAACAAAAAGUAUUGCUACUACGAAAUGGUCGAAAAUGGGGAUCUGAAUUGGAUUUUGCCGGACAAAUUUCUUGCCUUCUGUGGACCGCACAACGAGAAAAAGGUGAAAAACGGUUACAUCUACCACGAACCGGAAAAGUAUCUGGACUAUUUUCGUCUUCAUAAUGUAACAACGGUCAUCCGGUUGAAUGUCAAAAUGUACGACGCACACCGAUUUGUGCAACAUGGCUUUGACCACAAAGAAUUGUACUUUGUUGACGGAACUACACCGACUGAUCACAUUUUAAAACAAUUUUUGAACAUCUGUGAAACGACCGGUGGUGCUGUGGCCGUUCAUUGCAAAGCCGGACUUGGCAGGACUGGAACAUUAAUUGGAGCGUAUAUCAUGAAGCAUUACAAAUUUAGUGCACUUGAAGCUAUCGCUUGGCUCCGACUGUGUCGGCCCGGUUCGGUCAUUGCACAUCAGCAACAGUGGCUUGAAGAUAAACAGAUGUGGCUCUGGGACGAGGGUGAACAGUAUCGCAAAAAACGAAAUAUCAUCAACACUCCCGUACACACUUACGGCAUUUAUAGCAUUAAAAAAAUGAAACUGAACGCCAACAACACCGUCAAUCGCAAUUCGUUGCAUGUAUUAAAGAGAAACAGCGUUCUUAAGGAUCGGGUUCAAAAGGCAUCACGCAGGCUGGAUAAUAUGAAAUUAACCGACGAUGAUGCACCGAAAAAUUCGUCUAAGAAGCAAAAUAACAUGCUUCCAAAGCCGUCGAUGAAAAAUUGUAAUGGUUCAAUCACCGACAACAGUGAAGUGUUGUCGGCGCUGCUGCUACAUCACGAACAGACAAAUGUCUGCGCACUAGACAAAAACCAGUUGAGCAACUCCGAGAGUGGACUCUCAUUGAAAUCAUGUUGCCGAGAUGAAAAUAGAAGCAGUUCGACCGUUGACGCAAAAGAGGAUAUUUCCAGUGAAGUAGCUAACGACUUAAAGUCGAUCAAAUUGGUUGGUCGCGACGAGGAGAAUAAUAGGAUAAGACGUGUUAAUGUUGUGAGCGAAGAAAAUGGUGAGCCAAUUGGAACACAGGGCGAUCAAUUGAAUAAGAUUAAGGCGAUGCGACGACGUCAUUCCAGAUCGGUUAACUUGUCAACGUCACUGAACGACCCUUUCUACAGACAUACUCGGGCGAAAUCACAGCCGUUUCGAAAUAAAACAAAAUUGAUGCCAAGUGUGGCUCAAUCGCCAACAAAACCUUUGCCUUUGGUUGCCCUUCUUGACGCAACGGACAAUGAUGAGAAAACAACAACAAUUUCGACCCGAGUGAAUCGAAUAACUGCGUACAACAAAAGAAUGGCGAUGCAAAUAAGAAAAGUGAAGGAAGUUCCCGCUUCUCAACAAUUAAGUAACGCUAACAAAAUUAACAACAAUAAUACUGCACCAAAACACUCUACUAAGGACGAUACUAAGUCUAGUUUUUUGCUGCGACGAAGUAGUCGCAUUGAUUGUCACCAUGGUGGCGAGAAAAAGACCAACUCGAAUGUCACAACACCCACAUCAACAACAACAAGUGCUGAAUCUGCAAUAACACGAACUCGUAUGUACCUGGAACGUCCCGCAUUAAAGGGCAGUGGAAAUGUAAUUUGUCAAAUGUCCGAUGGUUUGUCGCCAAUUCAAACCCAAAAGAUAAAAGAGAAUUUAGACCAACAAAUCGGUUCGGACGAUAAUCGUCAUUAUCUUUGGGAUGCUGUUUUGACUUCGGAUGCUUGUGAUGAUAGUGUUAAUCUAGAUCUGGACGUUGCGACUAAUAAAACGCGUAUCGAAAAGACCAACAGCGUAAAGCGUGGUAAACGUUCAUUAAGCAGUACACGAGUGGCAAAGGCUAAUGAAAAAAACAUAAAACGAAAAACGGCGUCUGAUUCGAAUCAGCAGUUAACAUUUGGUGGAAAAGUUGACGAUGGUUCCAAAAAGGAAACAUAUGACGGCGGUAAGUCGGAUCAUCACAUGUCGCUCAGGCUACGAAAAAGAUAAGUGGGUGCGUAGUUCAAUAAAUAAGCCUAUAAAUAAAGUAGGAUUCGUACAUACACAUACACACAUCCUCUGAAUGUGUUAGCAGCAUUUUUUUUUCCCUUAAUUUGUUUAGACCACAUUUUCUUCGUCAGAGGACCAGAAUCAUAAUUUUUUAAGAAAUUUAAGCUGAAGUCGAAGAGCUUCAAUAUUGUCGUAAGUUUAGUUUUGUACAGUGUACAUGUGCAACUUAAGUGUAAUUUUACUUUUAUUAUCCAACAUUGCAAAAAGUAUUUCAGUGCAAUAAAGACUGAGUGCAAUAGCUGUGUAA